Drosophila innubila is the source of this 2634-nucleotide messenger RNA. RefSeq names its product cGMP-dependent protein kinase, isozyme 1 (gene Pkg21D). The record is from RefSeq and is a predicted model, not a curated record. Gene Ontology annotation, molecular function: cGMP-dependent protein kinase activity; ATP binding. Gene Ontology annotation, biological process: protein phosphorylation. The transcript is spliced from 5 exons. NCBI's taxonomy places the organism in Eukaryota, Metazoa, Arthropoda, Insecta, Diptera, Drosophilidae. Bases 149 to 2500 code for a protein of 783 amino acids.
CGUUGUCCGAACGCGUGCGAAGGCGGAGAGCUCGGCAGGCAUUUAAAGAAUUGCUUGAAUUAAGUCGUUGACUGUCGUGUUUGAAUGGAAAACAUUCUCAGUAUUGAAUUGAAGAUCAUCUACACGGAUAUUAUCGAGAGCUGCUGACAUGGCCAGGGCAUUGGAUGAUCGGGCACGAGAUGCAAUCGUCAGCAGUCUGCACAAUGAUGUCCUUGCACUCAAGGAACUGGUUCAGAAUCGGGAGAGCGAGCUGGUUAAAUUGCAUCGGGAAAUACACAAGCUGAAGAGUGUGCUGCAGCAGACAACGAAUCAGCUGAGCGUCUCCAGCAAACAGCAGACCGGCAAAACGAAGCUCUAUCCGCUGCCGGAGCAGUGCGGCGAGGUGACCAGCAGUCAUCAGAGGAAUCCGCAUGUCUGCAGCUCUUGUGGCAUGGUCAUGCCGGGCAGUCCCGAGUUCACACUGGAGUCACUCUCCCUGGGAUCACCCACAACCACUAGAACGUUGACGACAGCAACUCCGACUCCGACUCCAACCUCAACAUCAUCUCCAUCGCCAUCUCCAUCGCCAACUCCAGCUCCAACUCAGGCCGAGCUGAGACCCAAGCCUCUCUCGGCGGCCAUCAAGAAACAAGGCGUCUCCGCCGAGAGCUGUGUGCAAUCCAUGCAGCAAUCCUACACAGCUCCAAUACCCAAAUACGAGAAGGAUUUCAGUGCCAAGCAACAGAUCAAAGACGCCAUUAUGGACAAUGACUUUCUGAAGAACAUCGAUGCCUCGCAGGUGCGUGAGCUGGUGGACUCCAUGUACUCGAGGAGCAUCGAGGCGGGCGAGUUUGUAGUGCGCGAGGGGGAGGUGGGCGCCCAUUUGUAUGUGUCUGCAGCUGGAGAAUUUGCAGUGAUGCAGAAUGGCAAAGUGCUGGACAAGAUGGGACCGGGCAAGGCAUUCGGUGAGCUGGCAAUACUCUACAAUUGCACCAGGACGGCAUCGAUAAGCGUGUUGAGUGAGGCACGGGUUUGGGUGCUCGACCGUCGUGUGUUCCAGCAGAUAAUGAUGCGAACCGGUUUGCAGCGCAUUGAGAAUAGUGUGAAUUUCCUGCGAUCGGUGCCAUUGUUGAGAAAUCUGAGCGAGGAGCUGCUGGCCAAGAUUGCCGAUGUCUUGGAGCUGGAAUUCUAUGCGGCGGGCACGUAUAUCAUACGCCAGGGAACGGCCGGCGACAGUUUCUUUCUCAUCUCGCAGGGACAGGUGCGAGUGACACAGAAACUGACACCCGCCUCACUGGAGGAAACCGAGUUGCGUACUCUCAACCGGGGGGAUUACUUUGGCGAACAGGCGCUGAUCAAUGAGGAUAAGAGAACAGCCAACAUAAUUGCUCUGUCACCAGGCGUGGAAUGUCUCAGUCUGGAUCGGGACUCGUUUAAGCGCCUAAUCGGCGAUCUGUGUGAGCUGAAGGAGAAGGAUUAUGGCGAUGAGAGUCGCAUGUUGGCCAUGAAACAGGCGGCUCAGUGUGAGCAGUCCUUUGGCGCCCAGGCUCAGCAGGAGUAUCCCGAUCUAAAGCUCACCGAUCUGGAGGUGAUAAGCACUCUGGGAAUUGGUGGAUUUGGACGUGUGGAGCUGGUCAAGGCGCAUCAUCAGGGCAGGGAAGAAACCUUUGCCCUAAAGUGCUUAAAGAAGCGACACAUUGUCGACACCAAACAGGAGGAUCACAUCUACAGCGAAAGGACCAUUAUGCUCAGCUCCAAUUCUCCCUUCAUCUGUCGUCUCUUUCGCACUUUUCGGGACGAGAAGUACGUCUAUAUGCUGCUCGAGGCCUGCAUGGGCGGUGAGAUCUGGACCAUGCUGCGGGAUCGUGGCUCCUUUGAGGAUAAUGCGGCCCAGUUCAUCAUUGGCUGUGUCCUGCAGGCCUUUGAGUAUCUACAUGCACGUGGCAUUAUCUAUCGUGAUCUGAAGCCCGAGAAUCUCAUGCUGGAUGAACGUGGCUAUGUGAAACUCGUGGACUUUGGAUUCGCCAAGUACAUUGGCAAUAGCGCCAAGACAUGGACUUUUUGUGGCACUCCCGAGUACGUGGCACCCGAAAUCAUCCUCAACAAGGGACACGAUCGGGCUGUGGAUUACUGGGCACUCGGCAUACUCAUUCACGAGCUGCUCAAUGGCACUCCGCCGUUUAAUGCUCCGGAUCCCAUGCAGACGUACAAUCUUAUACUGAAAGGCAUCGAUAUGAUCAGCUUUCCGAAACAUACAUCCCGCUGGGCUGUGCAGCUUAUAAAGCGUUUAUGUCGAGAUGUUCCCUCCGAGCGACUGGGCUACCAAACAGGCGGCAUUCAGGACAUCAAGAAGCACAAAUGGUUUCAGGGCUUCGACUGGGAUGGUCUGUCCAGUCAGCUGUUGAUUCCUCCCUUUGUGCGUCCCAUUGCACAUCCCACAGAUGUGAGAUACUUUGAUCGAUUCCCCUGCGAUCUCAGCGAGCCGCCGGACGAGCUAUCCGGCUGGGAUGCGGACUUUUAGUAGUAGGCGUUGUUAUUAUUGUUGUUGCACUACUUGACUUUAUGCAAUAAUUAGGUUACCUCUUACGAAUUCCGAAUAUUUUUGUAAGAUUUACAAAAAAAAUAAAAUAAAAACAAAAAAAUUUAAUAAUUAUA